GCGCUUGCGCUGUGGGUGGGGCGUGAAGCUCCCGGUGGUCUGGGCGUAGGGGGCUGACAGGCGAGAUGUGCGCCUGCGCCGGGGCUCGCGGAGCCGCCGGGGGCGGGGCUCGAGGUGGUGGGGGGGGAGAGGGAAAGAGAGGGGAGGGGGCGGGGGGAGAGAAGAGGCCGCAGGAGCCCGAGCCUUGACCGACGGGCAGGCGGGGCCUGCGGCGGCACCGCGCCGGCGCCCCCCACCCCUCCAUGCACCAGGCGGUCGGCCGGCGGCGGCGGCGUCGGGGGGCGCCAUGGCCUCGGCGGCGGCGGCGGGCGAGACUGAAGAGACCACCCGGCUGCGGAAGCCGCGCUUCUCCUUCGAGGAGAACCAGAUCCUGAUCCGGGAGGUGCGCGCCCACUACCCGCAGCUGUACGGCGCGCAGAGCCGUCGGGUGAGCGUGGCCGAGCGGCGGCGCGUGUGGGACGGCAUCGCCGCGCAGAUCAACCGCAUCACCAGCUGGAAGCGCACCGGCCAGGAGGUGCAGAAGCGCUGGAACGACUUCAAGCGCCGCACCAAGGAGAAGCUGGCCCGGGUGCCGCACUCCACGCAGGGCGCGGGGCCCGCCGCCGAGGACGCCUUCUCGGCCGAGGAGGAGACCAUCUUCGCCAUCCUGGGCCCGGGCGUGGCCGCCCCCUCGCAGCCGCAGGCCCCGAGCUCCGAGGAGCGCAGGGAGGAGCGCCGCGCGGAUACACCAGCCCACAGCAAGGGGGCCUCCGGGAGCCCCCAGCCCUGGCCCCAAGCCUCUUGCACGCCCCAGGAAGGGGGCUGCCCGCUGCCCAAGGAGCGUGAGUCCUCGCCCCCUCCAGCCCUGCAGACGGUCCAGCUGCCCGGCCUGGCCCUGUCUCCACCACCCCAGCCCCCUCAGCAGGUCCAGGUGGCCCCCUCGUCCCCCAGCCCCCCACCCCUUCCACUGCCACCGCCAGUGCCCUCGGCCCCAGAUGCCUCCCUGGACUUCCUGCGGGCCCAGCAGGAGACUGCCAAUGCCAUCAGGGAGCUGGCGGGCACCCUCCGGCAGGGACUGACCAAGCUGAGUGAGGCCCUCAGCGCCCUGCUGCCCUUGCUGCCUGGAACCCCAGCAGACCCGAUGGCCUCCCCACUGCCCCCAGCAGCACCUGCGCCUCCUCCAGCCCGGCCGGUCCUGCCUGCACCUGCCCCCAAGGUGGAGAUGAACCCUGAGCCCGUGUCUGUGGUGGCUGCUGUUGUGGAUGGGGCUGUGGUGGCUGCCAGGGGGGUGAUCAUCACCCCUCAAAGCGAGGAGGGGGCUCUCCGGCCACCCCCAGCUCCAAUGCCUCUCCAUGAGUCCCCCCCACACAAGAGGAGGAAAGGCUUCCCUACCCGGAAGAGGCGGGGGCGAUGGAAAACUCCAUGACGCCGGCCAUCCUGCUUCCCUGGCCACCCCUCAGCCCCCUCCCUGCUUUGCCCCUCAGAGAGAACCAUGCCCCCUCCCUACCCCAGCUUCACCCCAGCUCCCUGCUGCAGGGCCACCAGCACCCCCGGCUCCCUAUCCUAGUUAGUGCCUGAUUCUGGGUGGGGGGAGGGCCUCACGGAUGGGUGCCCCCUCCUCUCCCCAAGCCCUUUCUCCAGUUGAGCGCUGCCUGCCUGGCUGCUUCCCUUAACCUUGACUUCUAAGCCAUCAGUUUUAACAUUAUUUAUUAUGAUUGCCCCUUCGUGGGUAAUGGGGAGGACCUAUGGGGUCCGCACCCCUCCCCAUCCCCUUCCCUGAUAAUCUCCUGGCCUUGACUUGAAUGAAUCGACCCUGGGGACCUUCCCCCACCUGCCCCAACCCAGAAUUUGGAGAGGGUGGGAGCUGUGAGACAAAGCAGAACAUGGGUGACAAAGAGGGUAGUCUGUUCCCUUGGGUGGGGUGAGGGGGUUCAUGCAGUUUGGUCCCUCUGUCUCCCCCAGGAGGCCCUGCCCUCCCAAGCUCUACCCAUCCCUCUCCCCAGAGGUGACAAGAUAUCAAUAAACCUAUUUUUAAUACA
Molecule: messenger RNA, 2018 nt
Organism: Erinaceus europaeus (western European hedgehog)
Lineage: Eukaryota; Metazoa; Chordata; Mammalia; Eulipotyphla; Erinaceidae
Gene: MYPOP
Product: Myb related transcription factor, partner of profilin
Exons: 3
Coding region: 287-1405 (372 amino acids)
Biological process (GO): regulation of transcription by RNA polymerase II
Cellular component (GO): nucleus
Molecular function (GO): DNA-binding transcription factor activity, RNA polymerase II-specific; RNA polymerase II cis-regulatory region sequence-specific DNA binding
Source: RefSeq, a predicted model, not a curated record